Molecule: messenger RNA, 2084 nt
Organism: Saccoglossus kowalevskii
Lineage: Eukaryota; Metazoa; Hemichordata; Enteropneusta; Harrimaniidae
Product: sodium-coupled monocarboxylate transporter 1
Biological process (GO): sodium ion transport; transmembrane transport
Cellular component (GO): membrane
Molecular function (GO): symporter activity
Source: RefSeq, a predicted model, not a curated record
GUUUUAUUAUCGUAGGUACACCGUGGUCUUAAAACUACGCUUUAAGUACGACAUCCCGGACAACAUCCAGGACAACAUCAACACACGCCUAUCACGCCGGGCCAUCGCGCUGAUUUGACCGAGAGUGCUACGCUGGUAAUACCGGUAUCAUCAUGGCAGCCAGCUUCUCAGUGGUCGAUUACGUGAUAUUUUCGCUGGUGUUAGCGAUCUCCGCUUGCAUCGGUCUCUUUCACGCAUUUACAGGAGGACGACAGAAAACUACUUCCGAAUUUCUGAUGGCCGACAGAAAAAUGCGUUUCUUCCCCGUGGGACUGUCUUUAUUGGCGAGUUUUAUGUCGGCUGUGGCGUUGUUGGGGACAUCGGCGGAAAUCUACACUUUCGGUACCAUGUUUUGGGUGAUUGGGCUCUCUUAUUUUAUUAUGAUCCCAAUAUCUGCACAUCUGUUUUUACCUGUGUUCUAUCGACUGCGUAUCACGAGUGUAUACGAGUAUCUCCAGCUUCGCUUUUCGAUGACCGCUCGUCUUAUAGGGUGCUUUGCAUAUAUCGCUUACAUGAUUAUGUACAUGGCUGUUGUGAUGUACGCACCGGCACUAGCAUUGAAUGCAGUUACUGGGCUGAACAUUUGGACAUCCGUGUUGACUAUUGGAAUUGUGUGUAGUUUUUACACAUCACUGGGUGGAAUGAAAGCUGUAAUCUGGACUGAUGUGUUUCAGAUUUCUAUUAUGUUUGCUGGUUUAUUGGCAGUAAUAAUCCAAGGCAGCAUACAGCUUGGCGGUUUUAGUGAAAUAUGGCAAAUUAACAAACAGGGAGGCAGAAUUGAGUUUUUCAAUUUUGACCCUGAUCCUACAAUUCGCCAUACUUUCUGGUCUUUGACUAUAGGGGGUUCUAUCACAUGGCUUGGCAAUUAUGGAUGCAAUCAGCUGUCCAUCCAAAGGUAUCUGAGUUGUCCUACAGAAAAAGACGCAAAGCUUGCAUUGUAUUUGAAUCUGCCAGGUUUGCUGUCAAUUGUGAGCUUAAUAAUAAUGUGCGGAUUAGUUUUGUUUGCUGCAUAUGCCGGGUGUGAUCCGGUCAAAUCAGGACACAUCUCACGAGCCGACCAAUUGCUAGCAUAUUAUGUUAUAGAGGAGUUAUCGUUUCUCCCUGGUAUGGCAGGACUUUUUAUAGCUGCAUUGUUUAGCGGCGCUUUAAGCACCCUUUCCUCAGGUUUAAAUUGUUUAGCUGCGGUAACAUUGACAGAUAUUGUAAAACCUGUAAUAAAGAAUUUACCAGAAGAAAAAUUAGCAAUUAUAACACGAAUUAUUGCAUGCUCCUUUGGAGGUAUAUCAAUUUUGAUGGCAUUUGCUGCAUCACACAUGGGACCAAUAUUACCAUUAGCAAUCGGAUUAUUGGGCAUGAUAGGGGGUCCACUACUUGGACUGUUCACAUUGGGGAUAUUCUUUCCAUGGACCAACAACAAGGUUAGUUUUGGUGUGAUAUGUGGGUAUGCGAUGUCACUGUGGAUUGGUAUUGGGGCAUACUUCUAUAGACCACAUAUCAUCACAUUACCGACAUCAAUCGAGAAUUGUACAGUUGACAUGGUUACAUCUAACAGUAGUGAUAUAUUCCAUAAUAUAUCAACAUCAUUCAACUACAGUGUAUUAUACGAUAUAACUACCAAUAUGACGUCAAUGAAUAGUAGUUACGUCAAUACUAAUGAGCUAUCAUCAUCAAUAGAGUUAAUAAGGCCGAUUAUUGCCAACUUGUAUAGUAUAUCAUACCUUUGGUACAGCGCCACUUCUUCAUCCGUAACCAUAGUGACUGGUCUAAUAGUUAGUUUUAUAACAGGUUAUACCGCACCAGGUGACGUUGAUCCUCGCCUUUUGUGUCCAAUAUAUGAUGAUCUCCAACGUUGUAUGCCAGACAGUUGGCGUACAAAAAUAUGCUGUGGUGGGAAAUACAGUGAUAAAGAAAUUGUAGAGAAUGGUGUUCCUGAUAAGGAAACGAAAAACGAAUUAAUGAAAAAAGAUGAAACUGCUGUUUGACAAGAAAUACGACUCGCUAUCCUGUUUGAAUGAAUUGGCUUGUUAUACAUGCCGAACUCUGUA